Molecule: messenger RNA, 2133 nt
Organism: Suncus etruscus (white-toothed pygmy shrew)
Lineage: Eukaryota; Metazoa; Chordata; Mammalia; Eulipotyphla; Soricidae
Gene: GBA1
Product: glucosylceramidase beta 1
Exons: 11
Coding region: 138-1826 (562 amino acids)
Biological process (GO): glucosylceramide catabolic process
Molecular function (GO): glucosylceramidase activity
Source: RefSeq, a predicted model, not a curated record
AACCCGCAGGGCUAAAGCAGAGUGUGGGUUGCCACUAUACCUGCAUCUCUGUUUUUAUUUAGGGAACCUGUAGCAUCUGAAGAACUGUGUUCCCUCCACAUCGGGGUGCUGCUCAUCGGGGUGACCUUGAAGAAGAAAUGGAGCUUUCAGAUCCUUUUGGAAAGGCAUGGUCUAGGUCUCUGAGCAGAGCCAAUAUCAUGACAGCCAGCCUUUUGGGGCUCCUUCUCCUCCAGAUGGUGGCAGGGGUGACAGGUGCCCGCCCCUGCAUCCCUAAAAGCUUUGGCUAUAGCUCAGUAGUCUGUGUCUGCAAUGCAACAUACUGUGACUCUCUCGACCCCCUGACUCUGCCCGAUAUGGGCACCUUCAGCCGCUACGAGAGCACACGCAGUGGACGCCGCAUGGAGCAGAGCAUGGGAAGCUUCCAUGCCACCCGCAAGGGGACAGGCCUACUGCUCACACUGCAGCCAGAUCAAAAGUUCCAGAUCAUCAAGGGAUUUGGAGGUGCCAUGACAGAUGCUACUGCCCUCAACAUCCUUGGCCUGUCACGCCCUGCCCAGAAUUUGCUCCUGAAAUCAUAUUUCUCUGAGGAAGGAAUUGAAUACAACAUCCUCCGGGUGCCCAUGGCCAGCUGUGACUUCUCCAUCCGUGUCUACACCUAUGAUGACACACCUGACGACUUCGAGUUGCAAAAUUUUAACCUCCCAGAAGAAGAUGUCAAGCUAAAGAUCCCCCUGAUUCACCAGGUCCUGCAGAUGUCCAAGCGCCCUGUCUCACUCUUCGCCAGUCCUUGGACAUCGCCCACUUGGCUCAAGACUAAUGGGGCAGUGAACGGGAAGGGAACCCUCAAGGGCCAGCCAGGGGACAAAUACUACAAGUGCUGGGCAUUAUACUUUGUCAAGUUCCUGGAUGCCUAUUCCAAGUAUGGGCUGAAGUUCUGGGCAGUGACCGCUGAGAACGAGCCUACCGCUGGCCUUUUUAGUGGGUACCCCUUCCAAUGUCUGGGCUUCACUGCUGAAACCCAGCGUGACUUCAUAGCCAAGGACCUGGGCCCUGCUCUGGCCAACAGCACCCAUCGUGAUGUUCGUCUGCUCAUGCUGGAUGACCAGAGGCUCCUGCUGCCCCGCUGGGCCCAGGUGGUGCUGGAAGAUCCUGAGGCAGCAAAGUACGUUCAUGGCAUCGCUGUCCAUUGGUACCUGGACUUUCUGGCUCCAGCUAAAUCUACUCUGGGGGAGACACACCGCCUGUUCCCCAACACCAUGCUCUUUGCAUCUGAGGCCUGUGUAGGCUCCAAGUUUUGGGAGCAGAGCGUGCGGCUGGGUUCCUGGGACCGAGGGAUGCAGUACAGCCACAGUAUCAUCACGAACCUCAUCUACUAUGUGGCUGGCUGGACUGACUGGAACCUCGCACUGAACCCUGAAGGGGGCCCUAACUGGGUGCGCAACUUUGUGGACAGCCCUAUCAUCGUGGAUAUCGCCAAAGACACCUUUUACAAACAACCCAUGUUCUACCACUUGGGCCACUUCAGCAAGUUCAUCCCUGAGGGCUCUCAGAGAAUAGGCCUGAAGGCUAGUGACAAGACUGAGUUGGAGACGGUGGCUCUCUUGCGACCUGAUGGCUCUGCAGUGGUGGUGAUACUGAACCGCUCCUCUAAAGAUGUGCCUGUCACCAUCGAGGACCCCACCCUGGGCUUCCUGGAGACCCUCUCACCUGCCUACUCUAUUCAGACCUAUCUGUGGCGCAGCAAGUACCACUGGCAGCAAGAACCAGUGAGAGAUGCAUCCCAGCAGGCGCCAGACUGUGCAGAGUCAGCUCAUACUGGUGCAUAACUGGGGAAUGGGAGAUGAGCUCGGACAAUGUGGCUGGUUACAACAGCCUCCCUUCUGGAAGGUGCCAUGGGCAAGCGAGCCUCUAGGGCAACGCAAGCCCUGGAACUCCCGGGGCAACUGUGCCUUGAGGCAGCUAACUAUGGAAAUGUGAGCCCAGCUUGUGGCAAUACCAUAUUGGGGUGGAGGGAGGGAAAGGAAAGGAAGAGAUGGAAGUGGGCCCCAUAUUGUGAAUCACAAAGGCCGCUCAGUGGGCUCAGCAUGUAUUUUGCAUGCUGGAAGCCAGGCUGGGCUUAAUAUCCUGCAGCAC